Dracunculus medinensis (Guinea worm) is the source of this 2184-nucleotide messenger RNA. The record is from the annotation of a GenBank genome assembly. Lineage: Eukaryota; Metazoa; Nematoda; Chromadorea; Rhabditida; Dracunculidae.
GCCGCCGAACAUUUAUCAAAACUUAUGGCCCGUUCGAAUAGCUUAGAAUCGGUAUUAUCGUCAUCGUCGGAAGUAUUUUUCGAUUGUCUUGACAUAUCCUCGCCAUCAACGAGUAAAACACCGUUGGUACGUUGGAGUUCGGAAUUAUUGGAAACCGAAUGCGAUUCUCCUCGGCAAAAGCAUUCACUUCCUGAAGCGACUAAUAUUGUUCUGUUAAUUAUGAUAUUUCAAAAUGACGCAUAUCCCGAGGCAUUAAUGGAGAACAAAACGACUGAUGUGAGCUCAUUAAAAACAAUGAUCGAAGAGUUAAUCUCGAAUCAUUAUUCGCAGUUGAAAUCUCGUGUGCAUUUUCUAACUAUUUCAUGUGGAAAUGAAUUAAGUGUACCAUUGUUACAAUUAAUAUCAAUAAGUCCAUCGUUUGGAGCAUUUCAUCCGUCUGCAGUGAAAAAUAUGAUUAAAUCUGCGAAUCAAGCGUUUACUAACUUUAAAGAAACGGAACUUGGACGGUCCUUUGCUGGAGAAAUAUUUGCUAUUGGCGAUCAUCUUGGCGGUCUUUUAUUAUACGAAUCAUUAAAGCAGAUAAAUAAAGAAAGUGUUUCAAGGCAUUCAAGUUCAGUAUCCGCGAAUUCUCAUGUGAUCUCUGAUGAAAAGGUGAUAUCCGCAUCAGUUGUCGAUUUUCCACAGAAUGGAACACGAGAAAGGCAAAUUCAUCGAAAUUUUUCGGCUCCCCCUUCAUCAGAGGAAAUAACAAAACUAAAUUUUCGAACGAGUACAGUUUUUCUUCUUGGAUGCCCUUUAGCAUUGAUUCUAAUUCAGAGGAAAAUGAUUGGCAUUGAGUUAGAUGCGCUUGAUUGUGGGCAAGUGUUUAAUUUAUAUUAUGCACUGGAUCCAUGUGGUGCACGCCUUGAACCAAUUUUAAAUCCUCAACUUGCAACAGUUCCUCCAGUUAGUGUGCCUCGUUAUCAAAAAUAUCCUCAUGGUGACGGUCGACCUAUUCAUUUUGAUAGUGCGUUCACUUCAUCUUUAUUAUGGGGUACUCGAAGAAUCGAUCAUAAUUUAUAUUGUCCACAUGCUAUGGUCGCUUUGCCUUCUACGGCUUUACCAAAUAUUUUACAUGCUUCUUACUGGGAAAGUGCUGAUGUUGCCGCUUUCAUAUUAAGGCAGUUCAUUAGCUAUGAAGAUGCACUUCCAUUAUCUUCCCUUUCUAAUAUCUCAACUAUUCCUACGAAAAUCGACCCGGGUCCUUUAUCAUGGAAUCGUAAAACAACAAGAUUCAAAAUCGGUAAUCUGGCGCCAAAUCAUCGAGCCAACGAUGUGAUUGCUGUUGAAGGAAAUGAGCAACUGGUCAAUGCUAGAUUUUGCUAUGGUCCAAUGGAUCUUGUUUCGUUAUCAAGAGAAUUGAUUUCGGUGUAUGUAUGCCCUGUUGGUGGUGAUUGGGAACUUAUUUCAGUGGAAACGACUGAUUCACAUGGUCGUAUCUCCUUCAUUACUCAUUUACCGGUUGGAAUACAUUGUGUGAAGGCCAUAGUUCAUGGGGACCAUUCGUUUCUCGAUCUCUAUGUAGCAGUCGUAUCUCGGAAUACUCAAUGUGUUGUGUUUAGUUUUGAUGGAUCUCUAACUGCAUCAGUAUCUGUAACUGGUCGAGAUCCUCGAGUACGGGCUGGUGCCAUUGAUGUUGUGCGCUUCUGGCAUGAUUUGGGUUAUCCGAUUAUUUACAUUACUGCUCGACCAGAUAUGCAACAAAGAGUGGUUAGCACUUGGCUGGCGUUACAUAAAUUUCCCCAUGGUCUUUUAUUCUUCACUCCUUCAUUUUCUACAGAUCCAUUAAAGCAUAAAACUGUUCAUUUACGUAGUCUUAUUGAAAUGGGUAUUUCUAUUUGCGCUGCUUAUGGAAGUAGUAAAGAUGUGGCUGUUUAUUCAUCGGCCGGCAUUGAAAAUUCUCGAAUAUUUUCCAUUUCACGUGUAAAACGUAAAAACUGUGAACAUAUAGACUCGUAUUCUGCUCAUCUUGACGAUCUCAAUAACGGAGCUAUUGAUUUUGCGCAUCCCGUUGAUAAUUCACUUAUAUUUCAUCAUAAUACGUCUUUCACAUUUAACAAUAACAGAAAUUUAGUUCAACGUACACAUUCAUUUACACCUCGAAGUGGUCGAUAUAUUAAUGAAAAAAAGGAUAAACUUCGCUGA